AGGAGUCCCCUGCCGCUGACGACUUUCGAGCUAGUGACGCGGAAGAAGAGGGUGCGGCUCGCGUCCGAGAAGGAGAGCGACGCCACGCUGUGGGUGGAGAUGCUGACCACGGCCUGCCGCAUAGGGCAGGGCCUCGAUCUGCGCUCCUCGGCGGCGAAGGACUCGGGAUCCCACUUGUCCCCGGAGUUCCAGUUUCCCCCGAGAUUAGUGGUGCAGGAGGACUCCUGCGACCCGCCCCCCGGGCCCGAGGGGGCGGCCGCGGAGCCCGAGGGGCAGCAGCCCUCCUCGGUCAAGUCCUGCUCGCAGGCCCGGGAGGGGGGGCGCCCGCGCCGCUCCCGCGCGAGUGCCUCGACCAGCCGUCAGGGCCGACCCCUCGACGGGGUGACCUCGGGCGCGGGCCCCCUCGAUCGCCGAGCGCGAUGCGGUCGUGGCGUCUUGCCCGCUCGCGUGCGGGUCCCGGUUUGGCCCCGCCGCGGCCCCCGGGAAGCUGCG
Messenger RNA from Prorocentrum cordatum, 492 nucleotides. The record is from the annotation of a GenBank genome assembly. NCBI's taxonomy places the organism in Eukaryota, Dinophyceae, Prorocentrales, Prorocentraceae.